GAAAGAGAAAGUGAAACAAAACACAGCACAAACAAACACACUGAUUCUUCUUCUUCUUCUAGCAGAAUCGAUCCACAGAGAAAAUCGAAAAGAUGAACACAGACAUAACUGCAUCAACAAAACCAGAUUACCCAGUCAUUGAUCGCAACCCACCAUUCACCACCGUCGUCGGAAACUUCAACACUCUCGACUACCUCCGUUUCACCACCAUCGCCGGCAUUUCCGUCACCGUCGGUUAUCUUUCCGGGAUUAAGCCUGGAAUUAGAGGACCUUCAAUGGUGACUGGUGGAUUGAUUGGUGUUAUGGGUGGAUUCAUGUAUGCUUAUCAGAAUUCUGCUGGGAGAAUCAUGGGUUUCUUUCCCAAUGAUGCUGAGGUAGCUCGUCACAACAAAAAAUGAUUUUUUUUUUUGUUCAUAUUCAAUGAAGAAAGAAAAAACCCUCUUUUUAAUGAGUUGUUGAAUAAUCAGAUUUCUAUGUAUUGUUGUUGUUAUUGUGAUGAUGAUUUUUGAGGGAUUAUGUGUAUCAAUUUGGUUAACAAGUUAGUAGAUUUCUGUGUUUUGUUUUGUUUUGUGUACUUUUGCAUUUUAGGGUAAAUGUGUUAUGUUUUUAAAUAAAUGAUUCCCUUUGAAUGCAACUUCAUGAAUUCUAUGUUGUUUGCUACUUAUUAGUAAUGGAACAAAUCUUGAGUUGGACAAUAA
Molecule: messenger RNA, 698 nt
Organism: Medicago truncatula (barrel medic)
Lineage: Eukaryota; Viridiplantae; Streptophyta; Magnoliopsida; Fabales; Fabaceae
Exons: 2
Coding region: 93-398 (101 amino acids)
Cellular component (GO): respiratory chain complex I
Source: RefSeq, a predicted model, not a curated record